GCCGCGAAGCGGAGCCGCCGCCGCCGCAGCAGCGCCGGUCGCGGGGCGCGCUCGCCGCCCGUCGCGGGAGCUGCAUGUGCGCGGGAGCCGCGGCGGAGGAUGGCCGUGCUCAAGCUCGCCGACCAGCCUCCACUGGUCCAGGCCAUUUUCAGUGGUGAUCCAGAAGAGAUACGGAUGCUGAUCUACAAAACUGAGGAUGUCAACGCCUUGGAUGCUGAGAAAAGAACACCUCUUCACGUUGCAUCAUUCCUGGGGGAUGCAGACAUCAUUGAGCUUCUCAUUUUGUCAGGCGCUCGUGUCAAUGCCAAGGACAAUAUGUGGCUGACUCCUCUCCAUCGAGCAGUUGCUUCAAGAAGUGAAGAAGCCGUGCAGGUGCUCAUCAAGCACUCGGCCGACGUCAACGCCCGGGACAAGAACUGGCAGACGCCGCUGCACGUGGCCGCCGCCAACAAGGCCGUGAAGUGCGCGGAGAUCCUGAUCCCCCUGCUGAGCAGCGUCAACGUGUCGGACCGCGGCGGGCGCACGGCGCUGCACCACGCCGCACUCAACGGCCACAUCGAGAUGGUGAACUUGCUCUUAGCCAAGGGGGCAAACAUCAAUGCUUUUGACAAAAAGGACAGAAGAGCUCUUCACUGGGCAGCGUACAUGGGUCACCUGGAAGUUGUUGCCUUACUGAUUAAUCACGGUGCAGAAGUGACUUGUAAGGACAAGAAGGGUUACACCCCACUUCAUGCAGCUGCAUCCAAUGGGCAGAUUAACAUUGUGAAACAACUCCUUAACCUGGGGGUGGAGAUUGAUGAGAUGAACAUCUAUGGAAAUACUGCACUCCACAUUGCCUGUUACAACGGUCAGGACUCUGUUGUUAAUGAGCUGAUUGACUAUGGUGCUAAUGUAAAUCAGCCUAAUAACAAUGGAUUCACCCCCUUGCAUUUUGCUGCUGCCUCCACUCAUGGAGCUCUGUGUCUUGAACUGCUAGUGAAUAAUGGGGCAGAUGUAAAUAUUCAGAGCAAGGAUGGGAAGAGCCCCCUGCACAUGACAGCUGUCCACGGGAGGUUCACGCGCUCGCAGACCCUCAUCCAGAACGGAGGGGAAAUCGACUGUGUAGAUAAGGAUGGUAACACCCCUCUGCACGUGGCUGCAAGAUACGGACAUGAGCUUUUGAUCAACACCCUCAUAACCAGCGGAGCCGAUACUGCCAAGUGUGGGAUCCACAACAUGUUCCCUUUGCACUUAGCAGCACUGAAUGCCCACUCAGACUGCUGCAGGAAAUUGUUGUCAUCGGGCUUUGACAUAGACACCCCCGACAGCUUCGGGAGAACGUGCCUGCACGCGGCCGCCGCCGGAGGUAAUGUAGAAUGUAUAAAACUCUUGCAAAGCAGUGGAGCAGAUUUUAAUAAGAAGGACAAAUGUGGAAGGACACCUUUGCACUAUGCAGCUGCAAAUUGUCAUUUCCACUGCAUUGAGACCCUGGUGACAACAGGAGCCAAUAUCAAUGAGACAGACGACUGGGGACGCACCCCUCUGCACUACGCUGCUGCUUCUGACAUGGACCGAAAAAGAAAGAAUAUUUUAGGUAACUCCCAUGAAAAUGCUGAAGAACUUGAAAGAGCCACUGAGAUGAAGGAAAAAGAAGCUGCAUUGUGUCUCGAGUUCCUCCUGCAGAACGAUGCCAACCCCUCCAUCCAGGACAAGGAGGGCUACAACACCGUGCAUUACGCGGCUGCCUACGGGCACCGGCAGUGCCUGGAGCUGCUUCUGGAAAAAACCAACAAUAUAUUUGAGGAAUCUGAUUCUGCAGCUACAAAAAGUCCUUUGCAUUUAGCUGCCUACAAUGGUCAUCAUCAAGCUCUGGAGGUACUUCUGCAAUCCCUGGUGGACCUGGACAUUAGGGAUGACAAGGGACGCACUGCUCUGGACUUGGCUGCCUUCAGAGGACAUGCAGAGUGUGUGGAAGCUCUCAUCAGCCAGGGUGCUUCUGUCACUGUAAAGGACAAUGUCACCAAAAGGACCCCCCUCCAUGCCUCAGUCAUUAAUGGCCAUACCCCUUGUUUACGGUUGUUGCUGGAAGUUGCAGACAACCCUGAUGUGACAGACGCCAAAGGACAAACUCCAUUAAUGCUUGCAGUGGCAUAUGGGCACAUUGAUGCUGUUUCUUUAUUACUUGAAAAAGAAGCAUCUGUAGAUGCAGCUGAUCUCCUGGGAUGCACAGCUUUACAUCGAGGGAUCAUGACUGGGCACGAAGAAUGUGUUCAGAUGCUGUUAGAGAAAGAAGUGUCCAUUCUGUGUAAAGAUGCCAGAGGCAGGACCCCUCUGCACUUCGCAGCAGCUCGGGGUCACGCCACGUGGCUGAGCGAGUUACUGCAGGUGGCUCUUGCCGAGGAGGACUGCAGCCUGAAGGACAACCAGGGCUACACGCCCCUGCACUGGGCUUCCUACAAUGGUCAUGAAAACUGCAUAGAGGUACUCUUGGAACAAAAACUUUUCCACAAGUUCUAUGGUAAUAGCUUCUCUCCAUUGCACUGUGCCGUAAUCAAUGAUCAUGAAAACUGUGCAUCACUGCUCAUCGGAGCCAUCGACGCCAGCAUUGUCAACUGUGAGGAUGACAAAGGAAGGACGCCCCUGCACGCCGCAGCCUUCGCGGACCACGUGGAGUGCCUGCAGCUGCUGCUGAGCCACAGCGCGCGGGUGAACGCGGCCGACGGCGCGGGAAGGACGCCGCUCAUGAUGGCAGCGCACGGCGGGCACGUGGGCGCCGUCGACUUUUUGGUGAACAUUGCCAAGGCUGACCUGACAUUAAAAGACAAGGAGUUGAAUACAUCUUUGCACUUGGCUAGCAGUAAAGGUCAUGAAAAAUGUGCCUUGUUAAUACUUGACAAGAUCCAAGAACAGAGCCUUAUUAAUGCAAAAAAUAAUGCAUUGCAGACACCUCUUCAUAUUGCUGCACGGAAUGGCCUGAAGAUGGUGGUUGAAGAGUUGCUGGCCAAAGGGGCCUGUGUCCUGGCAGUAGAUGAAAAUGGUCAUACGCCAGCCCUGGCUUGUGCUCCUAACAAAGACGUGGCUGACUGCCUGGCACUCAUUUUGGCUACCAUGAUGCCUUUUUCUCCCUCCAGUUCAGUGACGGCUUUCAACUUCGCUUGUUUUAAAAAAGACAAUUUGGGCAGGACGCACCUCUGCGAUGGCUCCGCUAUGGGCAGCACUAACUCUUAUGAUAAGCCCUUGAGUAAUAACAUAGGAACAGAGGAUGGGUACAAUGAAAAUGAUUCGGAUUCUGAAACAUUUUGACUCAUUGGUAUUCCAAAACUUUUUUCGUUAUUGUUUCUUUUCGGCUUUAAUUUUUGUCUUUUUAAACAGCUUAAAUCCCACACUUAUAUUCUUAACUUUUAUUCUUGACAAGUAGGUAUUGAAAGAUUUGUAGUGCCGGUGAGAAUCGAGCCUUUUAAAUAAUAAAAUUAGAGGGAUUUACUGGAACACAUUCCUAUUAGAGUUCUGCAGCUUUUCAGUUUCCUGAUGUUUUCUUUAGGCCCAAAGUGCCCCUGUGGAAAGUCUCUACCUCUUAUUUUAAGUAGAAAAAGAGAAAAUGCCUUUUUUUCUUUUUGACAGCACAAGUGAACAGGGAACUGUUUGUAAAGAGUUCUUUCGUGUUUUAGCUGCACCUUUAGUGCACAAUCCUAUUUCCAGCACAGCCUUCACAGAUUUGAGCAUCACCCCUUUCCUAUGUUUGUCUGUUUCCUGCUUCCAGGGGCUCUGUUAAUUAGAUAAUUUUUUUACAUGAACCAAAGGUAAAGUUGUAAUCUUAAAACUUUUCUACAGGAAAUGAAACCUUUUACAUUCUGCCUGUAUUAAGCACUUAAACGUACAGAAGGCACUUUUUACAGUUCUUAGUUGCAGUACACAAUUAGAGAAAUGUAGUUGUUAACUCUAAAGGCCAAAUUCUGCUCAUCUCAUAUUUUCCCAUGAACAUCACUUCUGUAAAAUGCUAAUCACUUGGCCCUUAUUUUUUUUUUUCAAUUCAGCACAAAUGUUUAUUUGCACUACAGAAUUAGGGUCAUUAGAUGUUUCUGUCACCUGAGCCAUUAAUCAUGCAUCCAGUACCAGUAAAAAAAGGGGAGAAGGGGAGAAAUCAUGUGUAGACAAAGGUGUAUGUAAAAGUUUCUAAUGAUUUGCCAACUUAAAUGGCGCUUUUUUUCCUUUUCUGUGGUUAAAUAAUUUAUUUUUCCUGUAAGCAGUAUUGAAUUUUAAAAUACUUUUGCCAGUGUUUGGAUUAACAGAGCAAAGGUAAAGCAAUGAAAGCCUAACACCAAAAGUUGAAAUACCAAACGCCAGAAACAGCCGUGUACCAUGUAGGGGACCAGAGAUAGAAGCUAAAAAGCCUUUUGUCACCAGCUUUUAAAGCAGUGUCAACUUUGUGAAUAUGUUUACUCCUUCUGCCAAAGUUUCUAGGUCAAAUGGACCCCGGCCCUCCUCUGCAACAGAUGUACAAAAGGAAGAAUGAGACUUUGUAAACAAAAACAAAAAACACAAACAAAAAACUAUCAUGAACUAACCAGCCGUACCAAGAGGACCAAAAUGCUUCAGUAAUUCAGUUGAAGACUUUGCUACUUUUAUUUUUUUGUUCAAAUGUGAGUGACAUAAUGAAGUAGUUUUUUCUAAAUGAUAAAAAUAUAAACUUUUGAGGUAAAAAUAGUCUUGGGUGAAUUUUACAUUUUAUGACACAGGUUUCAAGUUGACAUUUUUAACUGAUGAUGUGUUGACCACAGGUGGGGUUUUUUCCCCAGACUUAAGAAUAUGUUCAUAUACUUUUAAUGUAAAUGUGUUUCUAUUUAUUUGAGAUGAAACAAAUGCCCAGGAAAAAAAAUCACUAUGGCUUGUUCUCCUAGUUAGCAUUCAUGCAUACUGAAAUGAAAUGUGAAUCUGGCAAGACUGAGGGCCUGAGGAGCAAAAAGGAAGGGUUGGAUGCACACUGGGGGAGUGCCCAUCUUGCAUGGAAUGCAGAGGUCCACUGUCUGUGCUGGGAAAAAGCAGAAAGUAAAACACCUGCCUUUGUUUAAGAGCUGAAGAAGGAUCCAGCCCCUUGCCAGACAGGUGAGAAAACCCACACAGCUGUGGCAGAGCAAGGAGUCAGGUGUUCCUGUUCCUGUCAUUCACACUCAGCUGCUCUCAGGCCUGUGUCUGUGCUGGGAGGAUGAGAUGAGCUUCCUCCGUGCUCGCUUUUGGCAGAGUAAAGGAAAAGUAAGGAUUUGAAUUUUAGUUGCAGUUUUUAGCCCUGUUCUGCUGGGUUGUUGAAAAUCUAUUGGCAGAUUUCAGUUCUUUUAUUACUAAAAAAAAAAUUUGAUAUAUUAAGUUUAUUUUGCCUUACUAAAAUUUUGUAUUUUUUCCUUGAUCCAAAGUUUAUAACAGAAAAAAACCCCCUUUUCUCUCAACUCUGUAGUUUGUACAGUAGAAUGACAGAGAACCUGCAACCUUGGUUUUCUCCUCAGAAAUAGCACCAAAUAACAUUUUAAUUGGUUUUUCUCAGCAUUUUUGCUUUUAAAAGUUCCAGAAUAGCAAUAACCACCUUACUGAAAAGACUGAAAAUAAGAGGAGAGAGCAAUUGUUAAAAUUUUCAGUGGUGCUGUUCCAAGAUGAAUAGUAAUCCCAAAUUUGGGGGUUUUUAUGUAGAAGGAUGGCAUUGAAAACAAACAUAUGGGAAGUAGCUGCCACCUGUCUAACAGCAGAAUCAGCAUUUUAAUCUUAUUUUAAGCAGAAAUGUAGGCAGGCUCCUUGGCAGGAUUAGUUGUAAGUCUCACCCUGAAAUACAGAAAAUUACGUUACCCUACAUGACAGUGCUUCAUUAAGAGAAAACCAGCCCUCUUUAUAAAAAGUUGUUAUAGUAUUUUAAGCAGCCAUUUAAAAAGUCUCAGUAUUUUUACCUGCUGCCCAUACAGUUACCAAAACUUUUUCUAAUUGCGAUACCUCGUAACGCUGGUAAUUGUGGAGUGCAACAGCUGCUGCCUCUCAGUGCAUCCCAGAAGCAGAGGUGAUUUAUUUCUGAGUCACGCUGCUCCUUCCAGGAGCCAUUCCAACCUUUAACCAUGAAACCCCAGGAUGCUGCCAGGAUGCAGCACUCCAAAAAGCACAGCAACACGGGCUGUGCUCACCUCCAGGGCACUGCACAGGCCGUGUUUUGAGGGCGCUGGAUUUAGGAGGAAAACUGCCAGGAGCGAGACACUCGGAAGUGCUCAGUGUUGGCCUCUCCCACACCUCAUGUGAGUUACCAGAAUCCCUUUUUUUUUGUAUGCUAGCAUAUUAACCUGUAAUUUAUCCCAUGUAGAAAUCAAUGUGUAGUUUAGGGCAGGUAUGUAAGCAUGCGAGUAAUGUUACUCUUGUAAAUAAUCUCCUUGCCUUUCUGUGGACUCCUUACAAGAGUAAUCAUACAGAAUCGUUGCACUUAACCCUGGAUCCUGCAACUUCACACCCGUGGGCAGCUUCUGUGUCUGCCCCCAGCAGAGGGCACCUGGCGAGGGGCAGCUCCCCGCCCAGGCGUGGUGGCAGGAUCGUUUCAUCCUGUAUUUUAAGCACAGCUGCAGGUGGAAUCCAGAGCAGGACGGGCUGCCAAGUGUCUCUCACCAAUAGUGAGUUACAACCUCCGGACUGCCUGAAAUAGCUGUGAAAUAGCUCAGGGGAUUUCUGUUCAUCGCUACUAAAAGGGCACCAUAAUGUGUUUGGUACUUUUAUGCAGUCACCAACUGCCAGGUUAUUGAAUUAGAACAAACACAUGAAAUGAAUUGUUUAUCCAUUGUACUGUUGAGAAACUUGGUUAUGUAUUUGAGGAUGAUUUAAAAAAAAAUUGUGAUUUUUAUUCUUAGUCAUGUAAGAAAUAUUAGAGUGCCUUUUUAUAUUUGUGUAUAAUGGAAAUGUUUUGUGAAACUUGUCUUUUUUUUUUUUUCAUUUGAGUGUUAUAAAAGCAAUAUAUUACCAGUAAAUUUUCAUUUCAGACCUUCUUUGAAUGUACAAAGUGUUUCUUCUUUUCAUAUGUUCUACCUGCAUUGAAAUGAAAAUUAAUAUGCUAAAUUUCUAUAGGAAUAAUGUAUAAUUUUCGCAGUGCUGAAAAUGCUUUCUUAUUACACAAAAAGUAAACUUAGGUCAGUGUUAUAGGAAAGGGCGUUUUAAACUAGUGACAAUCUUGAGUGUGUGUAUAAAAUGUAAUUUUAUGCAUUUCUUAUGCAGUGAUCUACAUAUUAAAGCCAAUAUCUUAUGUUUUGUAGGUUUUGUCUUAUACUUUAUGCUUUAGCAUGUGCAAUAUAUCUUUACAAACCAUGGUGAUACGCAUCUGGUGCCAGUGUUAUAUUUUGCAGAACAUUUGUAAUAAACUAUAUAAAACAUUGUUUGAUGGUUUCGGUGGGGUUUUUGUCGGUAUUGUUUGCUUUUGUAAAUUGAAGUUUAAGGACUUGGGUAAAUGUCACAUAUGAAAUGAGGAAAAAAAGCUUAAUUCAUUGAAUGACUUGGAAUUCAACCCGAAUCUUCUCAAGCACAGUUUAGUAACUUUUUAAACUACUGAAUGCUGUAUUAAUGUAAUAAAGGACCCUAACUGUAAACUACUAUUGCAAUGCAUUCAGAUGGUUAUUUUUACAAAUAAAAAUGGUACAAAUACAGUAGAAAA
Molecule: messenger RNA, 7639 nt
Organism: Haemorhous mexicanus (house finch)
Lineage: Eukaryota; Metazoa; Chordata; Aves; Passeriformes; Fringillidae
Gene: ANKRD44
Product: ankyrin repeat domain 44
Exons: 28
Coding region: 100-3282 (1060 amino acids)
Biological process (GO): protein localization to ciliary inversin compartment
Cellular component (GO): ciliary inversin compartment
Molecular function (GO): protein binding
Source: RefSeq, a predicted model, not a curated record